Messenger RNA from Bactrocera dorsalis (oriental fruit fly), 6293 nucleotides. Its product is annotated as atrial natriuretic peptide receptor 1. Lineage: Eukaryota; Metazoa; Arthropoda; Insecta; Diptera; Tephritidae. The record is from RefSeq and is a predicted model, not a curated record. The transcript has 9 exons. Gene Ontology annotation, cellular component: membrane. Gene Ontology annotation, molecular function: ATP binding; peptide receptor activity; protein kinase activity. Gene Ontology annotation, biological process: cGMP biosynthetic process; intracellular signal transduction; receptor guanylyl cyclase signaling pathway. Bases 957 to 5483 code for a protein of 1508 amino acids.
UUGCAGUGUUGCUUUUGCUUUUGCCGUUGCUUUUGCCUUUGAUUAUAGAUUUAUUUUUUCGUAUUUUCGCAUUUUUAUUCUUUUGCUCCGCAGAGUAAAACAAACGCGCUUCGUGCCAACCAAUGACUUCGUUGUUUCAACGCACGUCGCGGCGCUGCGUUUGCCAAGCAUCAAAACGAACACUCAGUUCUAAUUGAAUUGCGCUAGCAAACGAAUGUUAUUGAAUGUGAAACGGCUAGUUCGCGUGGAGAUUGCUGAAACGAACGCGCGCGCACACAACAGAUCAACGACGCACUCUAACGGCAACGCGUGCGAUUUCCGUAUAGUCCAAAGGCGAGCUUCAAUUCAGAAUAUGUAUUGUUUUUUUUUAACUGACACGGCGCCGCGGCGAUCUUUACCAGCAACCGUUGUUAUAUACUGACUCGAGACUUUUGUUCGUCGCCAUCCGCAGUGCACGCGAUUUCCGCCUAUGUCGUUGUAGUUGUUGUCAUCAGCGCGUAUUUAAAGUGACAGUCGUGUCAUUGGAAUCGUAAAUUUAGCGAUAAAUACAUAUCAAUUUGUGAUUCGUUUAAUAAAUUAGCAUAAUGAUCUCUUAUAUAAACAAAUGAAUAUUGUGCCGACAAACAUAUGCAUUACAGUAUGUUUGCGUAAAUAUAAGUACAGCAACAGCAACAACAGCAGCUGCAACGAAAGUGAUCAUGUGAAAAUGACUUAAUAGCGCCACACAAUAAAAAAAAACCCUACAAAUAACUUAGCAAAAAUAUAUGUAUAUAUAUACUAUGUAAAAAUAAAAGCCAAAAGUACCGUUAUGGAUAUUAACCGCAAAUACAGUACAAACUUAAUUUAUUCAGUGAAAAAAUAGAAUUUCCUCACCAUUGAAAAAUAAAACAACCCGCCCAGAAAUCCGCUUAAUAGCGAUAAAAUGCUUUAAUCGCCACAAGCGACACCACAACACUAUGAAAAUUGGUGACAGUAUUAUGCAGCGACCUCUGUGCACCCUAGUCACUAAAACGCUGUUGUUUUUACUUGUCGGCGCUGUGGCAGUAGCCAACACCACCACCACGACCACCAACAACCAAACCGAAUCCCUACUUAUACCCACACGCAUACCCAGUCAAACAUUUCCCUUCGUACGCAAGGGUGUGAAGAGUGAAACGGUGCAAACAUUUAUAGCGCCACGACGAAAUGACACGCCCAGUUAUGCCGAAUAUCAUAUCAUAUUGUUGGCUAUGCUGCCAAGCACCGAAGCGGAUACAAAUAAUGAUUGCUUUAUGGCGAAAAUGUUGCCCGCACUCGAGCUCGGCAUUGAUGCAGUGCAGCAGCAUGGUUUUCACGAAGCCUACAUUGAUUUUACGCUCAUAGCACGUGACUCCUUCUGUUCGUCGAUAUAUGGACCGAUCGGUUUUUAUGAAGUGCUGUUGCAACAGCCGAAUUUGAAUGCCAUCUUCGGUCUGCCGUGUGAAUAUGUUUUGGCGCCGAUCUCACGUUAUGCCGGCGCUUAUAGUAUACCCGUUGUAACGACGGGCGGUAGUGCUUCGGCAUUUGGUAAGAAGGCUGGUAAUUUUCCGACCUUAACGCGUCUACAUGGUACGCAGGGCAAUAAUUUGGGUAAUGCAGUGUUCGCGAUCAUCAACGAAUUCAAUUGGACGCGUACGGCAUUGAUCUAUGAAUCGGAUAAUAUCGACGAUAAGGGUUAUUCGGUGUGUUUCUUCUGUUCGUAUGUGAUACAUGACAAGCUGGGUGCACGUUCGGUUAUGCAGCAGGGAUUCGAUAGGAAUACGUGGAAUGGCACAAAGAUCACAAACAUGCUGAAGAAACUAUCCAAGGAGGUGCGAAUUGUCAUUAUGUGUGCGGAACCCGAGAAUAUACGCCGAAUCAUGCUGACCGCUGAGGAAUUGAAUAUGGUCGACAGUGGCGAAUAUGUGUUCAUUAAUAUUGAAAUGUUCUCGCACGCUUCACACAUUGCUUGGAGGCCUUGGUAUGACAAAAACGAUACACAAGAAAAUAACGAACGCGCACGAAAGGCAUAUACAGCUAUACUGACUUUAACGCCAAAACAACCGGAUGAUGAGGCAUACACUACAGUUUCAAAUAAGAUCAAAACCAUCGCUACGGAGAAAUAUAAUUACACAUUCCAGGAAAAUGAGGAUGUCUCAUCCUUUGUAAUAUCCUUCUUCGAUGGCGUAUUGCUCUAUGCCAAAGCGCUCAAUGACAGUAUUCGUGAGGAUCCGACGGUGCUGACUCGCCCUAUAAAUGGCACCGAUAUGGUACGACGUAUGUGGGGCCGCAGUUUCAAAGGUAUUACCGGUAAUGUCACUAUCGAUAACAACGGCGAUCGUAUCUCAGCGUAUUCCUUGCUGGACAUGAAUCCGCAUACGGGCAGUUUUGAAAUUGUUGCUGAUUUCAUACACAACCGCUUGGACUUUGUGCCGGGCAAGGAAAUACACUGGGCGGGUGGUCGCAAAGAACCACCACCCAGCUCGCCGAUUUGUGGUUACGAUGGCUCACUGUGUCCCGAUAAUUCAUUACCCGGUUAUGCAAUACUCUCGAUCAUACUCGGCGUCGUAGUUGUGUUGAUGACUGUCGGUUUCUUCUUCGGUUACCGGCACUACAAAUCAGAGGCGGAAAUAAAUUCUAUGACAUGGAAGGUUUCGCUUAGUGAUUUAGUUUGUCCAGAUUUGGGUGGUCGCGGUAUACGCGGCUCCUUUCACUCGCUCGUGCGGCAUAGCUCGCAACUGACACUCAUGUCCGAGGACUUGCGUUCGCUGUGCGGUGAUCGUCAAAUCUUCAUACCGGUCGGUAUGUAUCGUGGUUGUGAAGUAGCUAUUAAGGCUAUCGAAAAUCGUCAAAUCAAUUUGACACGUUCGCUUAUGUUGGAACUAAAAAGUAUGAAGGAUCUGCAGCAUGAUCAUUUGGUGAAAUUCUAUGGCGCAUGCUUGGAUCCACCGAAGCGUUUCCUACUCACCGAAUACUGUCCGAAGGGCUCACUGCAGGACAUACUGGAGAAUGAACAAUUCCAGCUGGACUGGAUGAUCAAAUUAUCAUUAAUGCAUGAUAUUGUGCGCGGCAUGCAUUUUCUACAUAACUCGGUUAUACGUUCGCAUGGCAAUUUGAAAUCCUCCAAUUGUGUGGUGGAUUCCAGGUUCGUUUUAAAAAUCACCGAUUUUGGUUUGCAUACGCUAAAGCGGGAACGACCAGAAGCGGUGGAAAACGAUGUGGAGGACUGCAAUAGUCAUGCGUAUUGGAGUAAACUAUUUUGGACUGCGCCAGAAUUGUUGAAAAUUGGCAAUGAUCGUCCGCCAGAGGGUACACAAAAGGGGGACGUUUAUUCCUUUGGCAUAAUCGUACAUGAAAUCAGUACAAGACAAGGUCCAUUUUACUUAGGCAAGACUGAAAUAGAAAAAUCACCUAAAGAAAUUAUUCAACUAGUCAAAGCUUAUCCGGAACAUAUAUCUUCGCCAUUUCGUCCGUAUAUCGAUGAGCAUGAUGGAUAUCUUGAUAUUAACAACCUCAUGAUCAAGUGCUGGGCUGAGGAUCCGCUUGAACGUCCCGACUUCAAUGCACUCAAAUCAAUCAUACGUCGAAUCAAUAAAGACAACGAGACCGGAAACAUUGUGGACAACCUGCUUAAACGCAUGGAACUGUAUGCCAAUAAUCUGGAGGAGCUUGUCGAAGAGCGUACACAAGACUACAUUGAGGAGAAAAAGAAAUGCGAGAAGCUCCUGUAUCAACUACUACCGCAGAGCGUUGCAGCGCAGCUUAUCAGCGGACAACCGGUGGUGGCCGAAACCUUCGAUCAGGUCACCAUCUACUUCAGUGAUAUUGUCGGUUUCACCGCCAUCUCAGCCGAGAGCACACCCAUGCAGGUGGUGCAAUUUCUCAACGAUCUCUACACCUGUUUCGAUUCCAUAGUCGAGAAUUUCGAUGUCUACAAAGUUGAAACGAUAGGCGAUGCCUAUAUGGUUGUUUCCGGCUUGCCCAUACGUAAUGGUAAUCAGCAUGCGCGUGAAAUUGCACGUUUAGCACUGGCGCUACUUGGCGCCGUACAUAAAUUUAGAAUACACCAUCGACCGCAAGAUCAACUAAAGCUACGUAUUGGCUUGCACACGGGCGCUUGUGUGGCUGGCGUUGUGGGUCUAAAGAUGCCGCGGUAUUGUCUCUUCGGCGAUACGGUGAAUACGGCGUCACGGAUGGAAUCAAAUGGCGAAGCGCUACGUAUACACAUUAGUCAAAAUACCAAAUUGGCAUUAGACGAAUUCGGUACAUUCAUAACCACACAACGGGGUUAUGUGCCCAUGAAGGGUAAAGGCGAAAUGCUCACAUAUUGGCUCGAGGGUGAAGUACCAAAACCGGAGUCACCUACAGUGCCGGCACAACAGUUGCUGCACGGGCGGCGUUCCUCACUCAAACAUCCGCCGCAACGUUAUAGUGUUAUGUUGCAAAAGCAACAUUCCGAGAUCUCAGAGGGUGAGCAGUUACCGCCAGCGACAAUAGUCGAACACAGCAGCGUACCGAAAACGCCGACUUUGCGUGUGAAGCGCAAAAUCUCGUCAUCAUCACCUAAAUUGAAUGGCAACGAAUUUAAACCCGAGGACUUCAAUUACUAUCUGGAUAAUGUCAAACAACAAGAAGACAAAGAGCACAUAGUGACUAUGGGUAAGCUAACAAAUGGGCUCAACGGCGACAUUUACAGUAGUCGGUCGCUGCGUGAGCCACGUAAAGAUGCCAACAACGAGUUGGCCAAUCUACGUUUACCGCUAUCAGGUGCACUAAAAAAUCACAAUAACAAUUUAGCGAAUAACCACCGUACCAGCUUUACACAUCUAAUGCAAUCCAACUCGAAUUCCAAUCUAAGCGGCAUUCUACAUCCGACAACACCGGCAUUAGCACGCGUGCGCCCGAGGCCGUCACCAAGCAUUUCACCAUUGGUAUCAAGUGAACGUGUCGACAACGACCACUUACAAAAUGUGCAACGCAUCAAAUUCCAAGUAGGCAUUAAAGAUGACGGACCACAAGAUAGCGGUAUAAAUGACAGAUCUGAGCCAAAUACUUCUACACAACUUUUACCUCGGCGCGCAUCACUUGAUGAAUCAUAUAGUGAAUCAAAUAUUUAUAAGCCUGAUGGCGUUAAUGAUGACGAAGACGACAUUGAUUUGCCAUUAAAUCACCAGUUGAAUAGUAGUAAAGCACGCUUGUUGGAAGGCGAAAAUCUAAAUAGCGUUGUAUUCACUAAAAAUGGUUGUGAUAGUGUAUGCAAAAGCAACAAUAAUAGCUAUAAUAACAUUGUAAAAGCAAAUAAUGCAAAGAAUUUGCAUCUUAUCAGCAAAGCUGUGCCGCCAAUGGAUAAUCACGUGGGCGCACGUACUGCUGACGCAGCAAAUACGGGUGCCAGUGUAGUGGGUAAUGCUGUAACUGUGGCCACACCUACUGCAGGGAGUGUGGCGCAACCGUUAUUGGGAAAAUCAAUUCAUAAUUUAGUAUAAAUCAUUAUUUCAGCAACGAAUUUCACAACUGCAGAGCAAUCAUGCAAUUGUAUUGCAACUCAUGUUCACUAAGUGGACGCCUACAUGUACAGGUGCAGGAAGUACUUUGAAACUGAUUUCAGGUUUAUAAGUAAGUGGAAAUGUGAUCACAAAUUUCUCAAAAAUAAAUGAACUUUAAACUCUUGUUUGUAUUAAAAUGCUUGAAUAUAACUUGGCUGAGGCGCAGAGCAAUUGAAAAUAUUUGCACAUGUAAACUAAUAUUACAGAAAUUCUUGUACUCAGUGCUAUUACAAACAAAAAAACUAAAUAUUCACUCAUAAAUAAAAACUAGUUUUAAAAAAUAAUUUAACAUUUAUUAGGUUUUCAAAUUACUGUUGUAUAGUGUUAUGUAAUAUGCCAACAGCAUAGUACGACAAAUGUAGCAAAAAUAAUAUAUUGAAAAUGUUAGAUUUUAAACACAAACAUAAUUUCAUCACGUCCUUAAAUCGACCAUCACAAAUAGCAUGUAAGUUAAAUUCUUUGUUUAUAUACUAAACUUUAGAGUAUAUAAAGAAUUGUAGCGUGUUUUAAAAUCAUCUUUAUCCAGUGGCUGUUCUCAAAAACUUUUAACAAAUAAUUGUAGUAAUAUCUUGAAAAUAUAUUUACAUUUUAAGUUGUAUUUAUUUUUUUACUUAAUUAUUGUCUAGUAUAUUUAGAAAAACAUAUUUAUAUAUACAUGUAUAUGAUACGUAUAAAUACAUAUAUUUUAAAUAUUGUAAGAAAGUGUAGUUGAAAAAAUAAAGCAUCAAACAAAUUAUUUUCAAUAUCAAA